AUGAUCAAUAAUUAUAUUUUGUGUAAUUUACAAAAAACUUCACCAAAGGACCCGACGUUCAGUCCAAAAAAAAGACAAUUCUCAGGUUCAGAUAAAGAAAAUGAAAAGUUAAAGAAACUUACCGAAGGACAAAGAGAAAUUGCUGCCGAGAGAGUAAAGAAAUAUUGUAUAAUAGAAACAAAUUAUGACAAUUUAGAAGCUGAAAAUAAACGACUACAAGAAAGAAUUAAAUUUUUGGAAGAGCUUAGAGAAGUACAAAGGUUAGAAGAAAAUCAUAAUAGAACAAUGCAACGAGAGAGUUUGAGAGCAAGAAUGGAAAAUAUAAGAACUAGUUUAGAAAGUUCGGAAAAUGUUGUUUCUAGUGAAAUGGUUAAAUCAAAAUACUCAUUAACAUCUUUAAAUUUGUCACAUUCUCUUUAA
Molecule: messenger RNA, 420 nt
Organism: Cetraspora pellucida
Lineage: Eukaryota; Fungi; Glomeromycota; Glomeromycetes; Diversisporales; Gigasporaceae
Source: the annotation of a GenBank genome assembly